Messenger RNA from Rana temporaria (common frog), 2748 nucleotides. It is a transcript of the gene CAPN1, whose product is annotated as calpain 1. Gene Ontology annotation, molecular function: calcium ion binding; calcium-dependent cysteine-type endopeptidase activity. The transcript has 22 exons. Gene Ontology annotation, biological process: proteolysis. The record is from RefSeq and is a predicted model, not a curated record. Gene Ontology annotation, cellular component: cytoplasm. NCBI's taxonomy places the organism in Eukaryota, Metazoa, Chordata, Amphibia, Anura, Ranidae. Bases 126 to 2264 code for a protein of 712 amino acids.
AGAGACAACCCCAGGCAGGGAGUGACCGACACAGAGGGGGAGCAGGGAGGAGACUGCAGACAACUACAGGGGAAGAAGGAAGGAGAGAGCGAGCGCAGAAAUCACAGGUCUUUGGAGAAGUCAAGAUGAGUGAGGAAGCGAUUGUUCCCGUAUACGCCACUGGGAUCUCUGCCCAGCUACAGAAACAGCGGGACCAAGAGCUGGGUGUAGGAAAACACGAAAAUGCUGUGAAGUUUCUGGGGCAGGAUUUUGAGCGGAUUCAGCACGAGUGCUUAGCAAAUGGAACUCUGUUUAAAGAUGAAACUUUUCCUCCAAGUGCUUAUUCCUUGGGCUUUAAAGAGCUUGGCCCAAAUUCCUCCAAGACCUACGGAGUUAAAUGGAUUCGGCCCACGCAACUUGUGUCUAAUCCGCAGUUUAUAGUGGAUGGUGCUACAAGGACAGACAUCUGCCAAGGGGCUCUCGGUGACUGUUGGCUCCUUGCUGCUAUAGCCUCUCUUACGUUGAAUGAUACUCUUCUCCAUCGAGUGGUUCCUCAUGGUCAGAGCUUCCAGCAGAACUAUGCAGGAGUGUUCCAUUUCCAGCUCUGGCAGUAUGGCGAGUGGGUGGAUGUCGUAAUUGACGAUUACCUUCCAGUUAAAGAUGGGAAACUGGUCUUUGUACAUUCAGCCUCUGGGGAUGAAUUCUGGAGUGCGCUGCUGGAGAAAGCCUAUGCAAAAGCUAAUGGGAGUUAUGAGGCUCUCUCAGGAGGGAGCACCUCUGAGGGCUUUGAAGACUUUACUGGAGGAGUAACUGAGUGGUAUGAGCUGAAAAAACCACCAGGUGACCUGUUUACAAUCAUCGCAAAGGCUUUGGAGAGAGGAUCUCUCAUGGGCUGCUCCAUUGAUAUCUCUGGUGCAGCAGAUAUGGAAGCUGUAACCUUCAAAAAGCUGGUCAAAGGUCAUGCAUACUCACUCACUGGAGCCAAAGAGGUUAAUUACAGAGGCCAAAGUACUAAAUUAGUUCGCAUGAGGAACCCCUGGGGUGAGGUUGAGUGGACCGGUGCCUGGAGUGAUGGUUCAAAUGAAUGGAAUUAUGUGGAUCAAUCAGAGAGAGAUCUCAGACUAAAAAUGGAAGAUGGUGAAUUUUGGAUGUCAUUUCAAGAAUUUCUCCGGGAAUUUGACCGUCUAGAAAUUUGCAAUCUCACACCAGAUGCCUUGAAAGCCCGCAAAAUUCGCAAAUGGAACACAACAUUUUAUCAUGGAAACUGGAGAAAGGGGAGCACAGCUGGUGGCUGUAGAAACUUUCCAGCUACGUUCUGGAUUAACCCACAGUUUAAAUUAAAGCUGGACAUUGAGGAUGAAGAUGAUGACUAUGGCAGUGAAAAAGGCUGCACCUUCCUCAUUGCCCUUAUGCAGAAAAACCGAAGAAAAGAGAAAAGAUUUGGGAAGGACAUGGAGACAAUCGGUUUUGCCGUCUAUGAGGUCCCCAGAGAGUUCGUAGGACAGUCAGCUGUGCAUCUCAAGCGUGACUUCUUCCUAAGCAACGCAUCCCGUGCACGAUCCGAGCAAUUCAUUAACCUGCGAGAAGUCAGCACCCGACACAAGCUUCCCCCUGGGGAAUACAUAGUAGUGCCUUCCACCUUUGAACCCAAUAAUGAGGGAGACUUUGUCCUGAGAGUCUUUUCAGAAAAUAAACAUGGGACUGUUGAAAUGGAUGAUCCAAUAUCUGCCAAUCUACCCUCUGAGAAAGCUGUAACUGAAGCAGACCUUGAUGAAGGAUUUAAAAAACUUUUCAGUCAACUUGCUGGUGCAGAUAUGGAAGUUAGCGUUUUGGAGCUACAGACCAUAUUAAACAAAAUUAUAACUAAGCAUAAAGACCUUCGCACUACAGGAUUUAGUUUGGAGUCUUGUCGCAGUAUGGUGAAUUUAAUGGAUAAAGAUGGGAAUGGAAAACUUGGAAUGUUGGAGUUUAAUGUCCUGUGGAAUAAAAUAAAAAAUUACCUGACUGUUUUCAGACAGUUUGACAUGGACAAAUCGGGAAGCAUGAAUGCCUAUGAAAUGCGCCUGGCAGUGGAGUCUGCAGGUUUCAAACUGAGCAACACCCUGCAUCAGCUGAUUAUCACCAGAUAUUCUGAGCCUGAUCUGUCUGUGAAUUUCGAUUGCUUUGUGUGUUGUCUGAUCAGACUGGAGACCAUGUUCAGAUUCUUCCAAAACAUGGAUACAGACAAAGAUGGCAUUAUCAACUUCACCCUUUUCUCUUGGCUCCAGAUGACGAUGUUUGCAUAGUGAAACCUUUGCUCUGCAUGGGCUGGAUCCCUAAAAGCUCAUAUAACCGACUGCAAGUGCCUUCUCACUCGCUGCCCCUGUGCCAAAGCAAUACAAGGAGGACCUGUCUCUUGGAGAACCCUCUCCUGCAUCUGCUCUUGCGUGAACUUCCUUGUGUAUAGCAUCCAUUGUAUGUUUAUCAACCUUUCUCGGUUUUCUGCUUGUCUUAAUCUCAACAUUCUUCCAGUUCUCCAACAUGUAAUAAAAAAAUCAUGCCAUCAGUCAGUUAUGCCAAUAUGCAGCUGCCCCUCAGAUACUGUGGCCAGUUAUAAAAUAUUACAAAAGUAAUUCUUUUUGGUUUUGUACUGAAUUUUAAAUGCCAAAAUAAAGAACAUUCUGUUACGAAAAUGGCUUUAGACACGAGCAAUACUUGUAAACUGUAUAUAAAGUGUUACGAAGUGCUGCAUUGCUUUAUCAAUACAGAAUUUUCUAUUAUUAAAAAAAA